UUUUAAGAACGAGUGGUCCCGAUACGGAACUACACCCAAAGGUGAAAGGGAUCAGAACAUUUUAUGUGAGCAGCAUUGUUACGGACAUUUAAAAUGAGAACACAUAAUUUGUCAAGCGAUAGUGAAAGGAUACUAUGAGAGAAGUAUGCAAAUAGUACAAGAAGACCGUUGCAUUAUCCACUUUUCGACAUUCGCUGGGAAUGACAUUAUUAAACUCUCGUGUGGUAGGGGGAUUACUCUGGAAUAUUCCCAGCCCUGGCCAUUCUCCCUUGGCCAGAAAGUGUGAGGAAGAAGAAGAAGCAUUACGAAGCGCCUGUUGGACCAGUCAAAGCACGAUCCUGCAAGCUAGAGCGUACUUCUGGUGAUCUCGAAUCCAGUUGCAAGCGUGGUAAAAAUGUCCGCCAAUCCCAUCAUGGCGUAUGUGCGGUCUUCCAUGGGUCGGGUCACGUACGGUAGGGCAGACGGCGGAUUCCAACUGAACUAUUGAAAUCGAAGCUGACCAUGGCUAUCCUAAUAUCCCUCCUCGUCCUCUUUACAGUCGUGAUAAGCUUCGUGGGCUUUUAUGCACUUCAACCAGAACCCCUGUAUCUCUCUACGGACGUCAAUCAAUCUGAACCUUACACGCGAGAAGAACUGUCGAAUCUGGGCACCAACGCCGGCAGUGAUCGUACUUCUGCUACAAGCGGCGCCGUUUUCUUCACCACCUGGUUGGUCACGAUACUUCCAGCCGAACGAGAUGUAAACGAAAAGGCGACUGUCAGCAGCGGACUUGAAACGCUCGGUAAUACCAACAGCACCGCCCAUGCUGCAACACACAAGUGGACAACAGAUGUCGACGUAACAACAACGGAGACAAACGUUGCGACGGACACCACCAGAACAGCUACCACCACACCUACUUCCACCACACCUACUUCCACCACCCGUACUACCACCACGCCAAUUACCGUCACGGCGACUAACGAGUCCUCACCCGAUUGGAACAUGGAGACCACGAGAAUGCCAAGACCUUUCUCGGCUCCCUGUAAUGUCACAUUUACCGGAAUCAGUGGUGAAGUAAUGUCACUGAACUACCCUUUACCAUACCCUGGACACCUGAACCAAACGUGGUGCAUCAGGACGCCGCACAACUGUCAAGUUCUUUUUACCUUCGUCGAUCUUGUGCAAGACAAUUCUACCCGAUGCAACGUCGACAACAUUGCUAUCUAUGACGGAGGAAGCCCCUCGGACGAGAAGAUAGGAUUAUCCUGCUCCGCACUGACAAAGCAGGACAUAAUCAGCACGGACAGUGUCGUACGCCUUUGGUUUACCUACGACCACACCAGGCAGCUGAAAGCGUUCAAGGCGCACUUCACUGCGGUGAAUUGUAGCAGGGGCAGAAGGCUGGAAGCUGUGGCGCAGACUGCACGCUCGUUGUCUUUCCGUUCCCAGGAUGGACUGAACAACAGCACGGAUAGGAUCUGGACCCUGGAGAGUCAGAAUGGGCACGUUCAGCUCACUUUUGUCGCGCUCGAAAUGAGCGAUUGCUGCGAGUGCGAGUUCUUGGAAGUAUUCGAUGGAAGUGAGAGAAGAACGGCGCAUCUGAUGGGGAAAUAUUGUGGAAAGAAGGUCCCGCCAGUGAUGGUGUCUACCACGAAGACAUUUCUUCUCCAUUACUACAAUAACGGAAAACUAUCUUCAAAGGGCUUUCGUGCCAAAUACAGAGCGAUAAGCUAGAUCACGAAUAAAGAAACUCCAACGAUAAC
Ornithodoros turicata is the source of this 1745-nucleotide messenger RNA. RefSeq names its product tolloid-like protein 1. The record is from RefSeq and is a predicted model, not a curated record. The transcript is spliced from 9 exons. Lineage: Eukaryota; Metazoa; Arthropoda; Arachnida; Ixodida; Argasidae. The coding region runs from base 502 to 1716 and encodes 404 amino acids.